UUAAGACUGGCACCCACGGCGAUGUUAUUUUGUUCCCGGCACUGAGCAUGGCGGGAGCCUCGACGCAGUGACCCCUCGCUGCUAUCAACACACGCCUCUCACUCACCUUCCUUGCCGUUACAGACGCGCUGAAACCAUUCCGCUCCUGCCAACAUGGCUCACGCCCAGACUAACAUACUCCACCGCUUUGAGAUUGAUCAUUAUAUCGAGGAAUUAGAGUGUAUCAACAUGGAGGAAAUGCUUUCGCCCAGGUGGGUGGUGUGUGGGUGCCGUCUGGUGCAGCUGGGAGUACAGGCGGCGCUGGAGACCACCCACACCACCCACGACUACGUCCAGGACGCCCUCACCCUCCACCACAAGGGGCUGACGGUGGUGUGGCACCUGCUGACUACUGAGGCCUGGAGACUGAACGUGCUGCCCCUCCUGCUGAGCCGCCGUCAGUUGGUACCCUCCUCCUCCCUGCCCUUCGUUAUGGUGCUGCAGACGGAGGCGGCGGUGCUGGGGCUGCUGGAGAACCUGGUCUACCACGAAGAUUCGGCAGCAGCCCUCGACGGUCUAGCCCUUGACGUGAUCGACUACAGCGUGAGGCAACUCAACCGAAUGGCCGCCCACGCCCACGCCCACCCACACCAGCCCCUGCUCUACGAACCUCAGGAGUCCUGGACAGCAAGCCCCGCCCUGGCUGAUAAGACGCCGGAGAUGAGAGGAACUGGUGAGACGGGAGGCGGGGAGGUUGAGGGCGGAGAGAGUGAGAGUGAGGAGAAGCAGGACAGCAUAGUGAGGGAGGUGUCAAGAGAGGAGCGUCGUGUGGGUCUGGUGCUGGCGUGUCGGGCAGCUGCUGUCAUCCAGCUGCUGGCCUGCUGUCGUCGCCGUCUCCCACUGUGUGCCACCACCCGCCUCCUGCACACCCACGACGUGCCGCAGCUGCUGGCCUCCCUGCUGCACCUGGCACCCUGGAGGACGCUGCACAACGGUCACAACUACGUGUUUCAAGAGGGCCAGUGGGUGGAACAGGGGGAUGCCGCGCCCCUCACGCCCACAGAGUGCCAGCUGUGGACGGCACUCUACUCCCUCCUGAUGGACCGGGAGACACUGGCCAUGUACGAGGUCAGCAGCGGCAGGAGGACGGCACUGCUGAAGUUGCGAGGUCGCUUGAGUGCCGCGGCCUUGGCCCAGGUACCGGCACUAGAGCCCCUGGCCCGCUGGCUGGCCGCUCUGGCCCUCACCGCCCCCCAGCAAGCUCGUCCUCCGCCCCUCGUCACCACCAUUGCCCAGCUGGGCGGGGGCGUGGCAGGCAUGUGGGAGGGCCGAUGGGGUGAGUUGGCGGACCUCCUGGAGGCCAGGUUCCUCACGCCCACGCCUGAAGCCCUGAAAGCCCUGGCGACGAACUUGGCAGCAGCGUGGGACCUCGACGCCCUGGAGGCUCUGCUGCCCGAUACCCCCGCAUGCGCCUCCUGCGGUAGCCCAGCAGGCCGCAGGUGCUCCAAGUGCCGCGCUCAGUGGUACUGUCGCAGAGAAUGCCAGGUGAAGCACUGGCCUGACCACAAGAAGCUCUGUGACCUCCUCACCUCUGACCCGAGAGCCAGGAAAACCACUUUCAUACAGUGACAGGAGCAAGGUACCUGUAUAUGUACCUCUCAACCGUCUGUGUGAAGCCUCUGGUGCGCCGUGGGCUUCAGCUUCAUCCUGUUACUAAGCUCGAUUGUUACUUAGCGCUAAAUAAAGUUGAUUCCUCUUGUAAAACAAAUCAUAAGCUCAUUAGGUAACUGUUCUCGGGGGAGGCUUCAGAUGAGCUGAUGUAGGAUAAUAGCUCUUAAUUUGCUGUUUCAUUGGGAUUAUUAGCACC
Molecule: messenger RNA, 1846 nt
Organism: Procambarus clarkii (red swamp crayfish)
Lineage: Eukaryota; Metazoa; Arthropoda; Malacostraca; Decapoda; Cambaridae
Gene: Zmynd10
Product: zinc finger MYND-type containing 10
Biological process (GO): motile cilium assembly; inner dynein arm assembly; outer dynein arm assembly
Cellular component (GO): centriolar satellite; cytoplasm
Source: RefSeq, a predicted model, not a curated record